AUGAACCAUCAAUGUGUGGGGUGGGUCUUUGGAUGCCGGGUCUGCAAGGAGAGGGAGGGGAAGAGCCAGGCGGGGGUCUGGCCGGAGCCUGGGCUUCAGCCUCUUCACCUGCAGCUGGACGAGCUCUCCCCGGCCUCCACGCCGCCUGCUGCGUUCACGACCUCCGAGGCGGUGUCUCUGAGCCCGGCCCCCAGCGAUUUACAAGCAGGAAACGGGGCUGGAGAAGCCCUGACCCACCUGCUCUCCAAGCUGCCCAUUCCCGACAGUCAGGUGAUCACCAUUGACCCCCAGCUGCCUGUGGAGGAGGCAGCAGAGGACUACGCCAAGAAGCUGCGACAGGCCUUUCAAGGGGACUCCAUCCCAGUUUUUGACCUGCUGAUCCUGGGGGUGGGCCCCGAUGGCCACACCUGCUCACUCUUCCCAGACCACCCCCUGCUGCAGGAACGGGAGAAGAUUGUGGCUCCCAUCAGUGACUCCCCAAAGCCGCCUCCACAGCGCGUAACCCUCACACUCCCUGUCUUGAAUGCGGCCCGAACUGUCAUCUUUGUGGCGACUGGAGAAGGCAAGGCAGCUGUCCUGAAGCGCAUUUUGGAAGACAAGGAGGCCAGCCCGCUCCCUGCCGCCCUUGUGCAGCCCCACACUGGGAAACUCUGCUGGUUCCUGGAUGAGGCGGCAGCCCGGCUCCUGACCGUGCCCUUCGAGAAGCAUUCCACUUUGUAGCUGGUCCCCGGGGACACCACCGUUGCGACCGCUGCGGCUUGAGGGGCCUGGGAUCGUCCUGGGGCCAGGCCCCUCCACGGCUGUGUUCUAGGCUUCACGUUAGACAAGCCACAUGGUGCUGACAGGGCCUGGCCACUGGCUCUGCCCAGAUAUUAAAAGGCGCUUUGGCCCA
Messenger RNA from Myotis davidii, 892 nucleotides. RefSeq names its product 6-phosphogluconolactonase (gene PGLS). Lineage: Eukaryota; Metazoa; Chordata; Mammalia; Chiroptera; Vespertilionidae. The record is from RefSeq and is a predicted model, not a curated record. Gene Ontology annotation, molecular function: 6-phosphogluconolactonase activity. The coding region runs from base 1 to 720 and encodes 239 amino acids. Gene Ontology annotation, biological process: pentose-phosphate shunt; carbohydrate metabolic process. The transcript is spliced from 6 exons.